Drosophila navojoa is the source of this 1566-nucleotide messenger RNA. RefSeq names its product mitotic spindle positioning protein meduse (gene mdu). Lineage: Eukaryota; Metazoa; Arthropoda; Insecta; Diptera; Drosophilidae. The record is from RefSeq and is a predicted model, not a curated record.
AUGCGUUGCGCCCCGUUUUGUCAUCAUAUUCGAUUACACAAAUACGAUUUGUUAUCGGAUCUCUUCCUGCUUGCCACACACACAAAGAUAUCGAAUUGCCUAACCCUUCUCUCUCUCUCGCUCGCUCCCCCGCAGAAAAUGGAUCCAUUGACACGUAUUCAGGAGGAAAUCAAGGAGGUGGUGCGACGCGAGGAGGAGUACCGCCAGCUGACAUCGGCAGCAGCUCUAACAGCCUCACCGCCGAUCGCCGUGAACUUCGCAUUGAGUGGCAAUGCCAGCGAGCUGGCGCCGCGGCAGGAGGCUGGCCACGAUGAGGUGGAUCAGGGCGCGCUGGUGACAGCACAGCCGGCGUCGGUCACCUCGCUGCUGGUGCCCAUCGAGGAGCAAUCGCCAUCGAACACGCCCUCGCUGGCGUCCAGCGUGAAUAGCCACAGCAGCAGCCACAAGGAGGAGAGCUUGGAUGAACACCAUUCGGAUGAUUCGGGCAUCUCGGCCUCCUCGCAGAAGACCAUCAAUAACAACAACGGCAAGUCCGAGGGCAAGGCGGGCCUGAAGCUGAACCUGGUGGGCAGGCAGGAGUCGCGCUACAUUGGCCCCAAUUGCUACAACUUGACGCCAGAGCCGCCGCAGCAGAAGCUGUUGACCCGGACUCCGGGAACGCCGCAGCUGCAGCCGCAGAAGCGCCAGUUCGCCUUCAAUGGCUCCACAAAGGGCGUGAUGCAGCGCUUCAUUGCCUCGCACGGAAAGCUUCAGCUGGGCCAGUCCGCUGGCCAGCCCCUGCUGCUGGCCAACGGCAAUAGUCCGACACUCAAGCUGAACUCGCGCAAUGCUUUGGCCUUCUUGGAGUCGGGCCAGACCUCUCCGCUGGCCAUCAACCUGGCCAACAACAACAACAACAACAACAUCAACGGCAACAUCGGCAACGGCAACAUCAGCAUCAGCAGCAACAGCAACAUCGAGCGGGACUCGGAGGGCAGGCCACUGAGGCGAGGCUAUGUGCCCGUCGAGCAGAAGAUCCAGCGUGAGCUGCAGGACCUCAAAAGUCGCGAGACUGAGCUGAAGCGUCUGCGCAAGCUCAACCGUCAGCAUAUGCUGGAGAAGCUGCCACUGAGCACAGACGACGAGGCCGAUGCCGAUGACGAUGAAGACGACUCCGAGGUGGAGCACUGCUAUGGUCCCGGCAAAUUGCGCAAUGCACAAUCCACGCUUGAGCUGGAAAGGGAUAGCAACGAUCUGGAGCUAAUGGGCCACAAGUCGGCGGGCAAUCGCAGCCUUAACGCCGGCAGCGCCCUAUCGAAUGGCAGUAACCAUAUUCUGAGCACAUCCGGUUCCAAUUCGGGCAUGCGCCCGGCCAUGUCGCUGGCCCAGCUCUGUGAUCUUACGCCGGAGGAGGCGCCAUCGUCGCAUCGCCUGAUCGCGCAAUGGGAGAGCUUGAUCAAGAAGAACGCUGAGGGUAUUGAGGCGGCCAUCUAGGCCACGCCCGAGCAGAGCACACCAAAUUAUUAUAUUAAAUGUCCCAAGCACUAAGCACAGGAAGUCCGAAUUCCUGCAAGUCUUCAAAAUUAU